This is a messenger RNA of Clunio marinus, 261 nucleotides long. Lineage: Eukaryota; Metazoa; Arthropoda; Insecta; Diptera; Chironomidae. The record is from the annotation of a GenBank genome assembly.
AUGACACUUUUAUGUUUAAUGAAAGAAUUAUUCUCUGACCAUUGUUCGGACUCCAAAAGGUCUAUGCAGCUUUUUGUUCUCAACAAUCCACAUGUCUCCUUUUUUACUUUAAACUGUGAUAGAUUGGAUCUUAGAGAAAGGAAUCUAACAGCAUCACGCUGCAGCCAUUUAACAAAGCGCUCACAUAUGUAUUCAGCUAGACACAAUGCUGAUGAUUCAUUAAUAAAGACUUUUAAGAUUCCACUAACGUGCUUGGUUUGA